GUAUUUCUUGGGAUUACCCCCCUCCCCCUGCCUUCCUCCUAGUGCCGUUUCGGUUUAACCUAGUGUGUGACUGUGAGUCUGUGUGAGGGGCCGAGUGUGUGAGGUACUUAGGUGAGGCGGAAGCUAGAGAAGGGGCUCCCUCAGGAGCGAGGGACAAAAGGGGCGUGAGGCACCUAGGCCGCGGAACCCCAGCGACAGGAAGCCGCCCCGAGCCGGGCUACCGGGUAGGGGAAGGGCCCGCGCAGUCCUCACAGGGCCCCAGAGCCAGAGUCGGCCCCACAGCACCGGGCCGUCGGCUUCCUACUUCUUCGACCUCCCCGGCGUCUGGGGCCCGAGGAUUGGCUCGGCGUGGGGAGGAGAAACAGAUUCGAGCAGCUACUUGUCUCGCAACUCCACUGCUGAGAACUCUCAUUUCUUCCUUGGCUCCUUCACCCCCACCUCAUGUAGGAGGGUGCUGAGGAGACGGGAGGGAGGAGGAACCUGGACUACCGUCCCUUCCCUCCCCACCCCCUUGUAGGGGCGCUUUGGUAGGCGUGGGGCUGGGGGGGAGGGUGGGGGUUACUUUUUGGAGUGCUGGGGAACUUUUUCCCCUUUUUGAGGCCAGGGGAAAGGGAAUGCCCAAUCCAGAGAGACAUGGGGGCAAGAAGGACGGGAGUGGGGGAGCUUCUGGAACUUUGCAGCCGUCAUCGGGAGGUGGCAGCUCCAACAGCAGAGAGCGUCACCGCUUGGGGUCGAAGCACAAGCGGCAUAAGUCCAAGCACUCCAAAGACAUGGGAUUGGUGACACCCGAAGCAACACCUUUGGGCACAGUUAUCAAACCUUUGGUGGAAUAUGAUGACAUUAGCUCUGAUUCCGAUACCUUCUCUGACGACCUGGCUUUCAAACUGGACCGGAGGGAAAAUGAUGAACGUCGCGGGACUGAUCGCAGCGACCGCCAGCAUAAACACCGUCACCACCAGCACCGACGUACCCGCGACUUAUUAAAAACUAAACAGACAGAGAAAGAAAAAAAAGUGGAAGCCUCCAGCAAGUCAGGCUCGACGAAAGACCGGAUAUCAGGAAGUUCAAAGCGUUCAAAUGAGGAGAAUGAUGACCACGGGAAGGCGCAGAUCUCGAAAAGCAGCAGCAAGGAAUCCAGGUCAUCCAAACUCCAUAAAGAGAAGACCCGGAAAGAACGUGAGUUGAAGUCGGGACACAAAGACCGAAGUAAAAGUCAUCGGAAAAGGGAAACACCCAAAAGUUACAAAACAGUGGACAGCCCCAAACGGAGAUCCAGGAGUCCCCACCGGAAGUGGUCCGACAGCCCCAAGCAAGAUGAUAGUCCCUCCGGAGCUUCUUACGGCCAAGAUUAUGACCUUAGUCCCCCGAGAUCUCACACCUCUAGCAAUUAUGACUCCUACAAGAAGAGUCCGGGAAGUACCUCUAGAAGGCCGUCAAUCAGCCCGCCUUACAAGGAGCCUUCUGCCUACCAGUCCAGCACUCGGUCACCCAGUCCCUACAGUAGACGACAGAGGUCUGUGAGUCCCUAUAGCCGGCGACGUUCUUCCAGCUAUGAAAGGAGUGGCUCUUACAGUGGGAGAUCACCCAGUCCCUACGGUCGACGGCGGUCCAGCAGCCCUUUUCUGAGCAAGCGCUCUCUGAGCCGGAGUCCACUUCCCAGUAGAAAAUCAAUGAAGUCUAGAAGUAGAAGUCCUGCAUAUUCAAGACACUCAUCUUCUCAUAGUAAAAAGAAGAGAUCCGGGUCACGCAGUCGACAUUCCAGUAUCUCACCUGUCAGGCUUCCAUUGAACUCCAGCUUGGGAGCUGAACUCAGUAGGAAAAAGAAGGAAAGAGCAGCAGCUGCUGCUGCAGCAAAAAUGGAUGGGAAGGAAUCCAAGGGUUCACCUAUAUUUUUGCCUAGAAAAGAAAACAGUUCAGUAGAGGCUAAGGAUUCAGGCUUGGAGCCUAAAAAGUUACCCAGAGGUGUAAAAUUGGAAAAAUCUGCCCCAGAUACUGAACUGGUGAAUGUAACACAUCUAAACACAGAGGUCAAAAAUUCUUUAGAUACAGGGAAAGUGAAGUUGGAUGAGAACUCUGAGAAGCAUCCUGUUCUUAAAGAUACGAAAGUACAGGGAACAAGAGACUCUAAACCUGUAGCACUGAAAGAGGAGAUUGUUACUCCAAAAGAGACAGAGACAUCUGAAAAGGAGACCCUUCCACCUCUUCCCACAGUUACUUCUCCACCUCCUUUACCAACUACUACCCCUCCACCACAGACACCCCCCUUGCCACCUUUGCCUCCACUGCCAGCUAUUCCACAGCAGCCACCUCUGCCUCCUCCCCAGCCAACAUUUAGUCAGGUUCUUUCUUCAAGUACUUCAACUUUGCCCCCCUCUGUUCAUCCAAGGACAUCUACUCUGUCCUCUCAGGCAAAUUCUCAGCCCCCUGUACAGGUUUCUGUGAAGACUCAAGUAUCUGUAACAGCUGCUAUUCCACACCUAAAAACUUCAACGUUGCCUCCUUUGCCCCUCCCACCCUUAUUACUGGGAGAUGAUGACAUGGAUAGUCCGAAAGAAACUCUACCUUCAAAACCUGUGAAGAAAGAGAAAGAACAAAGACCACGGCACCUACUCACAGACCUCCCUCUCCCUCCAGAGCUCCCUGGUGGGGAUCCAUCUCCCCCAGACUCCCCAGAACCAAAGGCAAUCACACCACCUCAGCAACCGUACAAAAAGAGACCAAAAAUUUGUUGUCCUCGUUAUGGAGAAAGAAGACAGACAGAAAGUGACUGGGGGAAACGCUGUGUGGACAAGUUUGACAUUAUUGGGAUUAUUGGAGAGGGAACUUAUGGCCAGGUAUAUAAAGCAAAGGACAAAGACACAGGAGAGCUGGUGGCCCUGAAGAAGGUGAGACUGGACAAUGAAAAAGAGGGCUUCCCAAUCACAGCCAUUCGUGAGAUCAAAAUCCUUCGUCAGCUGAUCCACCGAAGUGUUGUUAACAUGAAGGAAAUUGUCACAGAUAAGCAGGAUGCACUGGAUUUCAAGAAGGACAAAGGAGCCUUUUACCUUGUGUUUGAAUAUAUGGACCAUGACUUAAUGGGACUUCUGGAAUCUGGUUUGGUGCACUUUUCUGAGGACCAUAUCAAGUCAUUCAUGAAACAGCUAAUGGAAGGAUUGGAUUACUGUCAUAAAAAGAAUUUCCUGCAUCGGGAUAUUAAGUGUUCUAACAUUUUGCUGAACAACAGUGGGCAGAUCAAACUAGCAGAUUUUGGACUUGCUCGACUCUAUAAUUCUGAAGAGAGCCGUCCUUAUACAAACAAAGUUAUUACUCUGUGGUACCGACCUCCAGAACUUCUACUGGGAGAGGAGCGUUAUACACCAGCGAUAGAUGUUUGGAGCUGUGGAUGCAUUCUUGGGGAACUGUUCACAAAGAAGCCUAUUUUUCAAGCCAAUCUGGAACUGGCUCAGCUAGAACUGAUCAGUCGACUCUGUGGUAGCCCUUGUCCAGCUGUGUGGCCUGAUGUUAUCAAGCUGCCCUACUUCAAUACAAUGAAACCGAAGAAGCAAUAUAGACGGCGCCUACGAGAAGAAUUCUCUUUCAUUCCUUCAGCAGCACUUGAUUUACUGGACCACAUGCUGACGUUAGAUCCUAGCAAACGUUGUACAGCUGAACAGACUCUACAGAGUGAUUUCCUUAAAGAUGUUGAGCUCAGCAAAAUGGAUCCUCCAGACCUUCCCCACUGGCAGGAUUGCCAUGAAUUAUGGAGUAAGAAACGGCGACGGCAGCGACAAAGUGGUGUUUUGGUAGAAGAGCCACCUCCACCCAAAGCCUCUCGAAAAGAAACUAUCUCAGGGACAAGUGCUGAGCCUGUAAAGAACAGCAGCCCAGCACCACCUCAGCCUGCUCCUGGCAAGGUGGAACCUGGGGCUGGGGAUGCAAUAGGCAUCGGUGAUAUCACACAGCAGUUGAAUCAAAGUGAAUUGGCAGUGUUACUGAACCUGCUGCAGAGCCAAACGGACCUGAGCAUUCCUCAAAUGGCACAGCUGCUUAAUAUCCACUCCAACCCAGAGAUGCAACAGCAGCUGGAGGCCCUGAACCAAUCCAUCAGUGCCCUAACGGCUGCCACUUCCCAACAGCAGGACUCAGAGCCAACAGCCCCAGAGGAAUCUUUGAAGGAGAUAGCCCCUGCCCCAGCAGUCCAACCUUCAGCAGAACAGACAACCCCUGAAGCUUCAAGCACACCAGCUGACAUGCAGAAUAUGUUGGCAGUUCUCUUGAGUCAACUGAUGAAAACCCAGGAGCCAGCAGGCAACCUGGAGGAAAACAACAGUGACAAGAACAGUGGGCCACAGGGGCCCCGAAGAACUCCCACAAUGCCACAGGAGGAGGCAGCAGCAUGUCCUCCUCACAUUCUUCCACCAGAGAAGAGGCCCCCUGAGCCCCCCGGACCUCCACCGCCGCCACCUCCACCCCCUCUGGUUGAAGGCGAUCUUUCCAGCGCCCCCCAGGAGUUGAACCCAGCCGUGACAGCCGCCUUGCUGCAACUUUUAUCCCAGCCUGAAGCAGAGCCUCCUGGCCACCUGCCACAUGAGCACCAGGCCUUGAGAUCAAUGGAUUACUCCACCCGACCCCAUCCCAACAGGACUUACGGAAACACUGACGGGCCUGAAACAGGGUUCAGUGCCACUGACACUGAUGAACGCAACUCUGGUCCAGCUUUGACAGAAUCUUUGGCCCAGACCCUGGUGAAGAACAGGACCUUCUCGGGCUCUGUGAGCCACCUUGGGGAGUCCAGCAGUUACCAGGGCACAGGGUCAGUGCAGUUCCCAGGGGACCAGGACCUCCGUUUUGCCAGGGUCCCCUUAGCAUUACACUCAGUGGUCGGGCAACCAUUCCUGAAGGCUGAGGGAAGCAGCAACUCUGUGGUACAUGCAGAGACCAAAUUGCAAAACUAUGGGGAGCUGGGGCCAGGAACCACUGGGACCAGCAGCUCAGGAGCAAGCCUUAACUGGGGGGCCUCAGCUCAGUCUUCUGCUUAUGGCAAAGUGUAUCGGGGGCCUACAAGAGUCCCUCCAAGAGGGGGAAGAGGGAGAGGAGUUCCUUACUAACCUAGAGACUUCAGAGUCCUGAAAGAUUCCUUCCCUAUCCAUUCUUCCAUCCAGUCCUCUGAACCUUUAAUGAAAUCAUUUGCCAGAGCGAGGUAAUCAUCUGCAUUUGGCUACUGCAAAGCUAUCUGUUGUAUUCCUUGCUCACUUGCUCCUAGCAAGCGACUUAUAAAAUAGUGAUGUGGCACCAGUUCCCCCUGGAUGGGAUGUAGUCAGAAUACUUACUUCAGCUCUACCUAGUGAAUACAAGUAGAGAAUAUGGAGAGGGUCAUUAAAUUGAAAAGUAAAUGUUUAAUUAGUUCAUUUCCUGCACUUCUUGAGCAGAAGAAAGAAACAGUUUCAAUUUUGAGAUGGCUCAGGAGAGGUUCUUAAAGUUUGUUUUUUUUUUAAUGGUUUCUUUUGAAUUUAGUUUUUUUGGUUUUUGUUUUUUGGUUUUUGGUUUUUUGUUUUUUAAAGAGAAUAGUGUUCACAGAAUUUGAGCUGCUCUUAGGCUUUUGCUUUAAGGGAAACAGAGCGACUGGCUGGUUUAAAUAAAUAUUUCCUUCCUCUCCACCAUCUCACAUUUUUGCUUUCAAGUGAACUCCUUUUUUACCCAUUGAGCAUCUUGAACAUACCUUUUUUCCAAAUAAAUUGCUCAUUCUUAAAGUUUGCUCCACUUUGAGAAAAGAUAUGCCCCCCCUCUCCCUGCACGUGAAGCAGGUUGUAGAAAGUGGCAUUCUUGGGCAAGUAGGUAGACUUUAUCCCAUCUCUUUUUCUUUUUUAUUCCAUCUUUAUAGACUUCUCUUUCUCUCUGUCUCUCUCUUUUUGAGACAUUUGUUUGGAAAAAAAAAUUAAUUGUUGAGAUGCCCAAGAACCUGGGAUAAUUCUUUACUUUUUUUGAAAUAAAGGAAAGGAAAUUCAAACUCCUAUAUUGUUCUCUGUAAAUGUUCAAUUCUAAAUUUUUUUUUUUUUAAACCAUGUUCUGAUGGUGAAGUUGAUUUGUAGAUGCAAACAGCCUAGGACAUUGCUGCUGAGGUAGGGUUAGAGAUGAUACCUCCAUACCUGGAGGGUUAGUAACAUCAGUUAGCAUACUGUUUACACAUAUUUUUUUAUGUCAAAAAAAACCUUUGAAACAGAGCAUUGUAAUAUUGUCAAAGAGGAAAAAAAAUACAUCCUGAAAAUUCAUGGAAAUGUAACUUAGUUUAGGGUGAAUAUUUUUCUGAAGAUAUAUCACUACCUGAGACCUUUUUAAAACAAAUAAUUUUAAAAGAGUAUCCCAUAAGAAAGAACAGUAUUGACAUACACACAUAUCAGCAUGAAUAUCCUGCCAAUUCUUUUAAAGAUUUUUCUCCAGAGAGAUUUGAUUUUGGUUUUGGUGAAAGGGGUUAAAUUAUGACUUCGUUUCAAGAAUUUUGCUUUAUUAUUAUCAGAAAACGAAAGAGGGGAAGACUUUCAGGGUGGGAUAACCUGGGAGGUUUCUCAUUCUGGCUUCCAGUUCUGUGUGAGUACCAGCAUAUAAUGUGUUUUUAAAACAUACACAUUUAUAGAAAUUAUCUGCACAGACCUAGAUGCUUGUGAAAUGUAGGUUAGCCCCCCUUUACAAAGAAAAGGCAAAUAUAUUUCAGCAUCUUGGAGAAUAGUUUACAGAACUCAAGUAAAGUUUUAUGUUUCAAUGCCAAGUUCAUAUAUUAAAAAAUAAACACUACUUGUGAGAGAGAGAUGCGUUAAUAAAAAAAAAAGAAGUUAAAGAAGAAUCCUCUUCUGAUACUUACAUGAAGACUAUUUUCCCCUGUUAACUGAAAUAGGCAGAUAUCUGGUGUGUGUAUUUCUUUAUUAUCCUCUGGGUUUUGGUCUGGCCUUGCUCUCAGGGCCAAUCAUUGAUUAAAAAGAGAAACUUCUAGCCAUUUUGGCAUUGAUGGCUUUUUAUACCGAUGAGUCCAGUUAGAUUUGCUAGACUCACUGACACACUGUUGGUAAAUUGCAUUAAAGUUCAUCUGAACCUUUUGUCUGCUGACUUCUUAGUCCUCAGACCUGGGCCUUUGUACUUUAGAAUAUUUGAAUUAAAGACAUUGGACCCAACUCUCCCGUUUUUGACUAGAGAACUUAAGCCUGGAUCCUUUCAAAAGUAUCCAAUGAGAAAAAUUGGUUUCCCAUCAAAUAUGAAUAAAAUCUCUCUAUAUUUUAAUUGUAUUUUGGGUAUCAGCAGUCAUCAAUAAUAUUUUUCCCUCCCCACUCAUUUUUAAUUAUGCCAAAUAUCCUAAAUAAUAUACUUAAGUCUCCAUUCCCCUAUCCCUUCUAUUAGGGAAGGGGGUGAGUGUGUGUGGUAUGUGUGGUGUGUGUUUGUGUAUGUAUGAUCCCAUUUCAACCCCCAUCCCCAUUUUGGGAGUUUAACCUUUAAAAAGAAAAGGUUUGGCAAUUUUGACUAUUUCUAAAGGCAAAGGGACAAAGAAACUCAAAUAUCCUGGAAUAUCUGUGUGGAGGAAGAAAAGGUAUUUGUUAAUUUUUCAGCUAUGUUAUCUAUAAAUGUGAUGGAAGUAAAGGUUUGGCAGAAUUUCUACUUAGGUAUUAGAAAAUUACAAACCCAAUUAUAUUCAAAAGUGGUUUUGGUUUUAAUUAUUGAACCAUGGGAGAUAUUAAGUCCAUUAAACACAUUAUUUUGAACAGAUGAGAAAUCUGAUUCUGUUCACAAGUGAGAGAGGCAAAACUGGUUUGAACAUGAUCAUUUUUGUGGUUUUGAAGACAAAUUUGUUUGACCCAGUUUCUUUAGUUUCUUCUUCAACUGUCCAUUGGAAUGAUAAGAAUUUGAAAACAACAUCAAAUCUAUACAUUUAAAAGCAGGGCAGUUAGCACAAACUUGUAAGUAGGACUUCUUUUAGCUUAUGCCAUAGACAUCACCCAAACCACUUUGUGUGUGUGUGUGUGUGUGUGUGUGUGUGUAAUAUGCAUAUAUAGUUACAGUACUAAAAUGGUUACCAGCAGGUUUUGAGAGAGAAUGCUGCAUCAGAAAAGUGUCAGUUGUGACCUCAUUCUCCCUGAUUAGGUUACUGACACUGUAUUCCUUUCUCUCUCUUUGUUUUGCCUCCCAUUGGGUUUACUUUGUUUAUGUACAGAUAUUUUGUAAUAUAUUAAAUUUUUUCUUUCAGUUUAUAAAAAUGGAAAGUGGAGAUUGGAAAAUUAAAUAUUUCCUGUUACUAUACCACUUUUGCUCCAUUGCAUUUACUUCUUAAUUUGUACCCUUUGAGCAGAUCUAAUUAUAUGUAUAAAGGGCAUUUUUCCUCCACUUUAUCCUAAGGGUGCUUUGUCUCAGAAUCUCUGUAGACUCAUAGACUACCAGAAAAAGAAGUUCUUAGGGUUUGAAGAGGUGCUUCAAAACAUUAUACUGGGAAUUAGAAAAUAAGAAUUGGGGGAAACCAUAAGAUGUGAUUUUCUAAAGUAGAAAACCAUUGUACAAAAGUAAUGAUGGUGCCAGGCCAUCAAAAGAGUUGAGCUUCAUGUACCCUGACUCCUUCUGAAAGGAGAGGUAAGUGGGUUUGAGCUCAACCGUCAUCAAGAGAAGUUGGUAUGAGGUUGUUUAGACCAAAAAAUAGUCUCUUCAAUCAGAGACCCUCAUCCCCACACCAGUUCCUGUGUUGCCAUGAGUAGGGUCAGCAUGGGGAUGGAUUAGUAUUCCCAGCUCUGUUGAGAUUUCCUGAUACAUUGCCAAUCCAGGAAGUAAGUCAAGAUUGUUGAUAGGGGUAAAAUUCCUGUUAUUUCCAAAACUUUUCCUGUCUCCAACUGAGGAGAAAAUUGCUUUCCCUUCUUCAUGGUCUAAGACACAGAAGACUAAACUUUGUAAUGUCUGUUGCAGUCCUGCUAGUUAAGACAUAAGUAGACAGAGGACAGGGGAAAAAAAGUAUCAGGAGACAAGAAGAGGGGACAUAGGUAUCAGGAAGUUGUGUGUGGAAUAAGCAAUCAUACAAGAUUAAAGAGUACAGCAGAACAAAGAAAUUAGAAAGAAAUCGAAUUCAAAAACGUGAUGAUGAGGAUUGCCAGUGUAUUUUUGGAUCCCCACAGUUUAAGUAUGAUGUUCCCUUGCCUGUGGGCUGUCGUAUCUUUACCCAAGGAGAAUGGAGAGCUCAAGAUUGUUCCAGUUCUGGAGUCUUGUGUUUCUUGUUAGUCUCCAGAGAAAAGGAAUUCGUUUUCAAUCUUUUUAUAUUGCAAGUUCAUGACUAGGAGUGUGAACUUCAACGUAAUAGAGAAUAUUAUUUCCACUUCAUAGGAAUGACCGUCUUUGAUUCUGGGCCUGAAAGCUGAGGACCUAUCUAAGCUGGACUUUUUUCUCCAUUACACUCAAGGCUAUUUCUAAGUAGGAACCAUAAUGUUCAGUACCUAAAUUUCUUAGGCACUAUCUUUUCCAAGAUAGGCAUCGUUAACUGGUGGUAAGGUUAAUGCCUCAAGUAAGUUAACAGUUCUUUGUGCUGAACUGGGAUUUUCGUUGUUAUUAAAGAUUGCCCCGUAGCUUGACUUUUUCUUUUCUUUUUCUUUUAAAGGUUUUGCAUUACUUCUCUGUUCACAAUUUAGUCAUCCUGAAGGGCUAGGGGAAAUGGAUGUGGGGAGUUCCUCAAGCGAGUAAAUAUUCAAACAUUCCAAAGGAGAAAUGAGCUGCUAAGUCUUCUGGUUAUCUUGAGAGGCAAGGUGACAGCAGCAGGAGGAGGAAUGGCCCCUGAGGAAUUUGGUAAUGUCCAUUAGUUACCUGACAUCCGGAGCCCUGGCAAAUUCACUCUUUCACAGAGUUUCAAGCCAGGUUUGAUGGGAGAUCCCCCCUGUCCACACACUGUGCAGGACACCGGAAGUAAGAGGUCUGCCAGCCUGCUUAUUCCCAUCCUCCAUGCCCAGAACUGAGCAGGUCACCAACCUACAGUGCCUGCCCCUACCCUUCUUCCAGCCAGCGAGGUGGAGGAGGAGGAGAGGCACUGGGAUUUCCCCCCAACUGCCAGGACCUUCAAAAAGGAUGGAACCGUACCAGUUGCCUCAUUUCUGAGCCCCCAAAUUACAGCCAGGAUAUUAGGUAAGGCUGUUUUCUUGUUCCUGAGUUUUGUGCAAUUGAGCUUGUUCCAGUGAGUGCUGUAAAAUUGUGAAAGGAAGGUGAGGACAGAGCUUUGAGGUCCUUGAAGGGUGAGGAUAAGAGCUAUGGACCAAGGAACCAGAGACUCUGGUGAGAGGGAGGAGAGGGGCAGGGUUCAGUGAUACUUCUGUGUGUUUAGACAUAAAAUAAGUGCCGUGGAGACUACAUGCAAAUGAGUGCUGAUGCCUUGGGGUAUGGAUCACAGACCCUUACUGUGGUGAGGAAGAGAACUUGGAGCUCGUCUCUUCAAACUGUUCGUUUUACAGAUGUGAAAACGGAGACCCAGAGAAGGGAAAUCAGUUGAAUCUUGUCCUGGAGUUGCUUUUGUUCCUGGAUUUGGGGUAUUCCUGGGAACACCAGAAAAUGUAGGUAGGUAGGGUAUCGGGAGGAAAGUCAAGGGGAAAGGUUUGGGAGAGUAUUAUUUUCCGUUUCUUGGAGUCUCCUGUCUCUGACCCCUGAGUUUUGAAAGCAACUUAAGGGAGUAAGGUGGGUGCAUUACUGGGUGGACAUUUCCCUCAUACAAUCUGUUCCAGAGGGCAUCUCCAUUCCCUUGCUUUCAUGUAGACAGAUCCUCCAGAACUACCCACUCCCAUGAGAUUUUACUGUAUUCGAAAAGGCUCAGGGAAGGAAAUACAUCAACUUACCCAGUUCCUUAACCAAGGUAUAGAUUCCCCAAUGGCGACUAAAUAUUGAACUUUUUCCGAGAUCUUAUCACAAAUUUCUCUGCUGCAGUAAAAACUGCUAGAGAAAAUUAUGCCCCAAAAUGUAGCAAGGUGUGGUCUUGUCCUAUGUCUAGGCCAAGAAGAGAGAUAGAAUUAAAACUCAAGGCUCUGAAAGCUGAGUCAGAAAUGCCCCUGUAUUUGUGCAGCACCAUGGCCCAAAGCUCUUAGUGAAGCCCCGUCUGAUUCUAUAAGGUAUUGAUGCACACUGGAGAGGGGGGCACGUUUCCAGCUGUCCCCACCCUCACCUCCUUCACUGUUCAGAUGCUAGAGUUAAGAAAGGUUUAUGGGGAGAAGUGACUUGCCCACCAAGUUGCCAAAGAUGGCAUUUCUUGGCAUCUCCUUCCUUCCUCAAAAAAGUCAACAUUAAAAAAAAAUUUAACAUUGUUUGUUCUGUGCUUCAUGAGACCAAGUUGAGGUCUGGACAAGGAUGGGCCGAGAGCUUGGAAAGCUGUGUGAUUUAAGAAACUUUGUCACACUCUCCAAGCCCCCAAUACUUAUCCCCUACUCCCAGAAAUAUGUUCUCAUCUCAGUACACCCACCAUUUAAUAUCCCCAAAGUCCCUAGGAAAGACCCAGAUGUGCCUUUCUAAGUGCCCGCAGGCUCACUCUUCCCUUUUCUUGGACCUUCAGGGCCAUCUCCUUGGCUGUCUGAUUCUCUGCCCUUUCUGCUACCAACAAGAUAAGGCGGCCCCCUUGCAUUGCCCCUGCUUCCAAGGAUCUGCAGGAAGAGUGUGUCCCACUGGUUGGGAAGAGAGCUGGAUGUCUGAACCUCCCACCUUGACACCUCGAAGGUCACCAAGCAGACCAUUCUCUAACUCCCAAAGCCAUGGAGGAGGCAAAGGAAGACAUUUCAGAGGUGGCGGUGCCAUGAUGUCCAUCAGUACCUGGGCAGAGAAGCCAAGGAGCAGAGACAGAGACCAGAGAGGGACAGGAGGAGACGCCUGCUCCUGAAACGCCCCCAUACCUCGUCCUGUCUCAUGCGCCUUCUCAUGUGCUGACAAGGCUCUGUGGCCAGGCUGUGCCAGGUUUCCUGGCUGGUGACCCUGCUCUGCCGUACGGGCAGCUGGCUCUCUGCUCCAGCACAGAGCACGUGCUGGGGUCUCUCACACUUCUUUCUAAUGCGUCUCAGUGUAUCUGUGGUGCAGAUUCCUAGGGAUUAAGAAGGGGACUGUGGCCCUGGGUGUAGGAAGAUGAUGGGCUCUUGGGUCCUGUAGGUGCCUGUCUGCCUGGCUGGAGUGGCUGUGGGGAGGGAGAAGGCUGCUGGCAGCUCAACUGAGCUCAAGGUUCUGGUGACUCAUAACAAUGGGGGGUGGCUCAUGAUAACACCAGAGGAGAAGGUGUCAGGGCCUGUUAGAGCUCCCUUUUGCCCCAUUUCUCCCCCACUCUGCGCUCUGUGGAUAGAGGUCUCAUCUGUAUUGUGGGGCAAGGAGAGACCCCAGCUAAGAAAGAAGAGAGGGAAAUAGGAGAGAAGAUGACAGGGAACGCUGAGCAUUCCCAGGGAGAGGCUUCUCAGUGAGGAAAGGAUAGGAGAGGCUAGUUAUUCUUACUCUGCCGUGUCCACGGGCUACACACAGGGUGGUGUGCUGGGCAGCUCGGCACUCCUGGGCAGACACAGCUACUCUCCCUGCCCUCUCUUGCCUGCCACAGCUCUGGGCACCCAGCUGACACCCAGAAAUUUUUUUAAAGUAGGGGGGCACUAUUUUAAGACCAGAACAUGGAAGGAUUACCACUUGGUCUUACACUUUCUUUGCUGGAAACAGAAACUGUGGUCUUCAAAGGUGCUGAUUUUCUCUUCCCUUACAGGCCAAGUAGGCGAUGUGCAUCUUCUCCAGACUUUCUGAAUCAGGGGGAUGAUAAAAUACUAUGUUUAAGGCCACACCAGCAGAACAGGACCAGAAAGAAAAUUAGGAGAACUAGCCAUGCCCCUGACCACAGUCCCAGGGGCCUCUCUGUUUCAGCAAAAGGAAAUAAGGAUCUUGGAUACCAGUGUAUCUAGACAAUUAAUAAAUAUCCUCCUCCUAACCUCAGAGAAGAAUCGGAGAGGAGUUCUCUGAGAGAACCUAAGUUUUCAUUCGCCUAUUUCUAUUCUUUUCACUGAUGGCAGCUCUGCUGUCCAGCAGCAGUGAGGGACCCCUCUGCUGGGAUGCUCCUGGGGAUCCAGAGACAGUUUUGGCUGGACAAAGGGACAGGCUAGCUGCUCUUUGUGUAGGGAGACGUGACCAGUUCCACUUCCCCAGCUCUUCCUGGCAGCAUCAGGAACCCAGGCACCCCUGCUGGAACACCCAUAAUAAAGCUCAACCCUGAACUGAA
Molecule: messenger RNA, 13198 nt
Organism: Odocoileus virginianus texanus
Lineage: Eukaryota; Metazoa; Chordata; Mammalia; Artiodactyla; Cervidae
Source: RefSeq, a predicted model, not a curated record